Molecule: messenger RNA, 336 nt
Organism: Protopolystoma xenopodis
Lineage: Eukaryota; Metazoa; Platyhelminthes; Monogenea; Polystomatidea; Polystomatidae
Source: the annotation of a GenBank genome assembly
AUGGACCAUGUUUCUGGUAAAACCUACUGUCAUCCAACUAGCUCCAGUCUCCGCCGCGUCUAUCCUUUUUCUAUUCCUAAUACCAAUUCUAUGACUUCCCCAGGCCUAGUCUCUUGUGUGCUAAUCCACAAACGUUGUGGCACGGCCUUCUGUCCUCAACUCAGCACUCCUACCGAAUCCUGCGCCCCUAUGCCUAGCCUCGAAGCACCUCUUGACCAAGCUUUGUACGAGCUGGCCAAGGACUCGCUCGCCCAGCAGACACUACAAUUCGGCUUUCAAACUCUACUCAAGUCUCUUCUUGCCCUGGCAAAUUCAGCUCAAGCAUCUCGUCUGUAA